CAGGCAGCCCUGCAGGGACCAUCUCUGAGCAGAGUGGGAGCAGCAGCCUGCAGACUCCAGCACCUCCAGCAUGACCAGGGCAGGAAUUUUGGUGCUCCUCUCCUUCGCGCUUUGCUGCGCCCCAGAUACUGUCUUUGGGAUUGAGGUGGACUGCAGUACCUAUCCCAACACCACAAACGAGGAGGGCAAAGAGGUGCUGGUGUGCAGCGAGGCCGUCAGCCCCAUCUGCGGCUCCGACGGCGUCACCUACGGCAACGAGUGCCUGCUCUGUGCCUACAACAUAGAAUAUGGAACCAAUGUCAGCAAAGACCACGAUGGAGAGUGCAAGGAAGUUGCCCCUGUGGAUUGCAGCAGGUACCCCAACUCAACCAGUGAGGAGGGCAAAGUGGGGCUGAUCUGCAGCAAAGACAUCAGCCCUGUCUGCGGGACCGACUGGGUCACCUACGACAACGAGUGCCUGCUCUGCGCCCGGAGCCUGGAGGCUGGAACCAGCAUUGGCAAGAAGGCUGACGGUGAAUGUAAGAAGGAAAUUGUUGCAGUUGACUGCAGUGACUACCCCAAACCUGUCUGCUCACUGGACUACAUGCCUCUCUGUGGCUCUGACAACACAACAUACAACAAUAAGUGUAUCUUCUGCAACGCAGUCGUGGACAGCAAUGGGACUAUCUCUUUGAGCCAUUUUGGAAAAUGCUGAGUAUAGUGCCAAGAGAAUUCACCACAAGAUCCCCACUGGAAAAUCCCAGAUAAAGAUCUGACCUCAGUCCAUCUCACCUUCUGGGGAACUCCGC
Zonotrichia leucophrys gambelii is the source of this 788-nucleotide messenger RNA. Its product is annotated as ovomucoid-like. The transcript is spliced from 8 exons. The record is from RefSeq and is a predicted model, not a curated record. Gene Ontology annotation, molecular function: protein binding. Bases 71 to 694 code for a protein of 207 amino acids. NCBI's taxonomy places the organism in Eukaryota, Metazoa, Chordata, Aves, Passeriformes, Passerellidae.